ACCCAAUUCAUGUUACAGACUCACAUGUAGAAAGUUGAAUUCUCUCAUAACCCGAUCCUUCAAAUUAGCAAACAGGCAUGUGUUAGUAUAUUGGUUAGUCAUGAAUUAUGUAUUCUUUUGAAUUAUAUGAACCAACUAAGAGUUUAAAGCACAUAUAGCCUCCAUUAGAAGCAAAGUCGACCAGUGAAGUAAUAGAACAACAGCAACUCUGAGCUCAACACUGGUCGAAAAUGGAAGACUACCAUGGAAGAGCCUCUGCAUCGGUUUCAGUUCCAUUCAAUUGGGAGUCUCAACCAGUCCACAAAUAACAGGGACAGGCCUAAAACGAAAAUCAAGAACUCGAAAUCUCUUCUUUUACUCAACAUUUUCCCAAAGCUGCGAUCAAGAAAAGCAUCAACCCCAUCAUCACCGGCCUCUUCUUCUUCUCCAUCAAAUUCAAGGUCGUCGUCAACAUCAUCAGCUUCUUCUGUGACUUACUAUUCGGUGCCGUCUUCUCCUGUGAGUACACCGGCGAGAAAUCACUGCGCACGAGGUCGAACAUUGCCGAGCCCUAGGGUACAACCGGAAUUCGAUUCAGGGAUGCUGUAUCCGCAUGAGUAUGGCUAUGGCUCAAGGGUUUCAACUACUACUACUUCAGGUAAUUGUUAUUCGCACUUGAUCAAGGUAUUGCUUAGGGAAUUUCACCAGUAAGUACGUGUUGGAGUACUUCGAAGUUAGAAGAUUAAUGAUCGAUCAAGGAAAGCUUUUGGUUUUGUUUUAGAAGAAACGUACGCGUAUAUGCAUGUUUGCAGUAUGUAAAACCAGAUUGAUACUUCGAAUUUGAUCAAAAUGUCAAAUUAAUGAAGCUCAGCUUCCCACUGGUUCUUAACACCUUCAA
Molecule: messenger RNA, 877 nt
Organism: Fragaria vesca subsp. vesca
Lineage: Eukaryota; Viridiplantae; Streptophyta; Magnoliopsida; Rosales; Rosaceae
Exons: 2
Coding region: 244-690 (148 amino acids)
Source: RefSeq, a predicted model, not a curated record